Panicum hallii is the source of this 1165-nucleotide messenger RNA. RefSeq names its product zinc transporter 1-like. Gene Ontology annotation, biological process: zinc ion transmembrane transport. Bases 33 to 1076 code for a protein of 347 amino acids. NCBI's taxonomy places the organism in Eukaryota, Viridiplantae, Streptophyta, Magnoliopsida, Poales, Poaceae. The transcript has a single exon. The record is from RefSeq and is a predicted model, not a curated record. Gene Ontology annotation, cellular component: membrane. Gene Ontology annotation, molecular function: zinc ion transmembrane transporter activity.
GUGUUGCGUGCCUCGGUGGUGAGGAUCGUCGGAUGAGGAGGGCGUCGUCGGCGCUCCUUUGCACCCUGCUCCUCCUCCUCAGCUCCCUGCUGCUGCAGGCGAGCGCCCAUGGCGGGAUCGACGACGGAGACGGCGGCGAGGUCGACACACCCACGCCGCGCCCCGAUUCCUCCACCCCAAUUAAGCAGGGGCGCCUCAUCGCCGUCAAGGUGUGGUGCCUGGUCAUCCUGUUCGUCUUCACCUUCCUCGCCGGGGUGUCACCCUACUUCUACCGCUGGAGCGAGGCCUUCCUCCUGCUGGGCACGCAGUUCGCCGCCGGCGUCUUCCUGGGCACGGCCCUGAUGCACUUCCUCGCCGAUUCGGCCAGCACCUUCCACGGGCUCACCAGGAACCACUACCCCUUCUCCUACAUGCUCGCCUGCGUCGGCUUCCUGCUCACCAUGCUCGCCGACUGCGUCAUUGCCGGCGUCACCAAGAGAAGCCGCGGCGACCGCGAGAGGGCGGUCAACGACGCCGAGGAGGCGGAGCAGCAGGUGGAAGAUGGUGAUGCCCAGGGCCAAGACAAAGAGCACCAGCACCCGACGAUGCUGCUGGUCCGGACGUCGUCCUUGGAGGACGCCAUCCUGCUCAUCCUCGCGCUCUGCUUCCACUCCAUCUUCGAAGGGAUCGCCAUCGGCGUGUCCGCCACGAGGAGCGAUGCGUGGCGCAACCUGUGGACGAUCGGUCUGCACAAGAUCUUCGCGGCGGUGGCCAUGGGCGUCGCGCUGCUGCGCAUCAUCCCGAAGCGGCCCUUGGUGACGACGGUGGCCUACUCGAUGGCGUUCGCCGUGUCGAGCCCCGUGGGCGUGGGCAUCGGCAUCGGCAUCGACGCCACGGCGGAGGGGCGCGCGGCGGACUGGAGCUACGCCAUCGCCAUGGGCCUGGCGACGGGGGUGUUCGUGUACGUGGCCAUCAACCACCUCAUCGGCAAGGGGUACCGCCCCCAGGAGCCCACCGGGGCGGACCGACCUUUGCUCAAGUUCCUCGCCGUGCUCCUCGGCGCCGGCGUCAUGGCCGUAGUCAUGAUCUGGGACUAGCAUAGCAUGCUUUAUUUGUUUGGUUUGAUCUUUGUUUGCAUUGCUCCAUCAUGAACGCAUCUAUAUAUAUAUAUAGAUAUUAUUUGUGA